AUAACUGAUAAGUAUUUAAUUUUAAUCCUCAAUAUGUAUUCACUUUUGUAAAUUUUGUUAGUUGUCAUAUUUAAGAAUAAAGGAGCUUUAUAAAAGUUCAAUUACCCGCAAUGAUUCCUGCGUUAAAUUUAUUUUUAGAUUCUGUGGUGGAUACAAUAGCACCACCUAUUCCAGCAUUGGAGAAUUGUAUAUACCACUGGGAAAAGUUCAUCUCAAACUACCUAGAUUGGACUACCGAUGGAGUAUGUUCAAACACACAUAUUGAUGUAACUAAUAUUCCAGUUCAUCUUGAACAUCUUAAACAGGUACUAUUAUCAGAAGAUGAAAAUGAUAACUACACCACAAAUUCUAGCAUGGAAUAUGCACUGCAAAAUGAUCUCUUCAAUAUAUUGGCUAUAAUUGCAGAAAAAGAAAAAUUAAUCGGUCUCAGAUUAUAUAUUUUAAGAUUUAUGACAGAUCUUAUUGAAAAGUUGAAUAAUCCCAUGCUAGCACACCAAUCUGUUUCAAGUGCUCUUUUGAAACUUAUAAAUUUGUGCGACUAUGUUUUACAUUCUGAAGAUCAAACAGAUCAAAUCCAUUUUCUGUUUACACUAUGCAGUCUGUUGAAAAGUCAACCAAAUGCCGCAGUUCUAUUUUUAUCUCGUGACUCUGAAAAUUACAAUUUAAAACAUCCAACUGCACAACCACAAGGAUUAAAUCUCUUAGAUUGCCUUCUUUCCUAUAUUAAUACCAAAGAUACAAAUGUGUACAUUUUAUUUUGUAAAUGUAUAUUAAUUUUAAUAACAUUAGAAGAAGAAAUAGUAGGAAACUCUAUCGUUGAAAAUACAAAAUUGUGUCUUGUACUAUGUUCAAAUUUAAAAAAUCUGUUUUGUAUGUUACCAACAAAAUUAGAUUACAAUGGCUUGGAGGCGAUUGAAUUGAAAUGGAGAACUGAUUAUGACGCAACAUACUCAAAUGAUGUAACUAAAUUCUUUUGUUGGUUUGAUUUUAUUAUUGAAGUAAUUAAACACGGACAAUUUAUUAUAUCGUGUAACAUUUGUGAGUUAUUAAAAUCAGUAUUGUUUGAUGAAAUAAUGUACCUGUCUUUGGAAGAAAUUUCUAUUUCUACAGUAUUUAUAAUUAAAAAAAUGUAUUUGUUAGCAAGAAGCUCUCCUUUAAUACAUAUGAUCAAUAAUUGGAUUAGAUCACCAAAAGACAGCAGAAAUGCUCCAUUUGAAACUUUAAUUAAGGUCUGCUAUACCAAAGAUGAACUUUUAACUUUUCAUGUUAUGAGUUUUUUUAAUGUGAUACUAAAUGAACUGGAUAAGGAUAAUUUAGAAUUUAUAGUUUUACAAUAUGUAAAUAACAGAAGCUAUUACGAAGGAAAUAAUUUUGUAACAUGGAGUGACGAAGAAGACGAAAGAGAAAAAAAAACAUUGUUAGGAAUUAACAAAAGUAACACUAGCUGUACACUCGCACCAUCAAGUAUUGAUCGUAUAAUAAAUAGGUUAUUAACUCUAUAUCCACAAAAUCUACAAUCGGACUCGUUACAUACUUUCAAAAAUUAUAUAAAAGUAACAAAUGACAAGUAUGAAAACGUUUUUGACGUAUGUAAGCAUUUUGAUUGGCCAACAGAAGCAAUAGAAAUUGAUAAAACAAAAGAAUUUUAUUCAGGACCAUUUUUAGAAAUGAUUUACAGCAAAAUACAUAGCAUUCCAAACCAAAGUCCAUCAAUAACUUUACAGAUAAAGAAUAUUUUAAUAUUACUUAGUUUUCUACCACACCCAUAUUUACAUGAAUAUUUACUAAAUUCUACUGUACCUUUAAAACGUAAUGUACCAUCAGCAUAUAAUACUUUGUGUCAAGUGAUUAAGAAAAUACAAAGAACUAUAUUGACACUUCCUAACUAUUAUAAAGAGUUGAAUACUGCAAGAGAGCGAGUGUUCAAUAAUAAUACUUAUAAAUUGUUUAAAAAUGAAAAAGAAGAAAAGUCAAUAUUAUUUGAUAAUGCUGUAAUAUUGGAAGAAUUGUGCAAAGAAAUGGUGGCUGUAUUAUUUGUUAAGUAUCACUAUUUUAGCUUAUAUAAGGAAUAGAAUAAUUUCGUAAUUAAUUCCUAUUUUAUUUAACUAACAUCAUGUUAAUAAAAAAUAUAUGUUACUAUUAUGAUUGUUUACAUUGUUAGAUU
Messenger RNA from Adelges cooleyi (spruce gall adelgid), 2164 nucleotides. Its product is annotated as FHF complex subunit HOOK interacting protein 2A-like. The transcript has 13 exons. Bases 111 to 2072 code for a protein of 653 amino acids. The record is from RefSeq and is a predicted model, not a curated record. Lineage: Eukaryota; Metazoa; Arthropoda; Insecta; Hemiptera; Adelgidae.